AAGCCAACAGCAAUUCGGAGGGAAAAGUUGUGUCUUUUUAUUAGUCGCCUUCAGAUUUUUGUAUACAUUUUACAAAUUGAAUUUAAAAUUGAAAUUGUACGUUUCCUUGCGAUCUUAAAGAUUUUUUCAUUUAUUCCUUCGCAAUAUAGUCUAGUUUAUAAACCGAAAUAUACACAUUACAAAUAUAGUGUAUAAUAAGACAACAAAAGUUGGGCGUUCUUGUUAUUAAGUCUGAAAAUUAAUUAAAGUGCAUUUGUAACAAAAGAAAACAAACGCCAUUUGUUUUUUAUUUAGAAAAAAAAAAAAAUAAAUAAAUAAAAGAAGCGUGCUAUUUACGUAAAUUAUAUACAAUUCGAAAAAACAAACAAAAUGAUGAGCUUUGAAGGUGUUGAUGACAGCAAACCAUCUAGCAAGGUCUUGAGACCUCCCGGUGGGGGUACAAGUGACAUUUUUGGCGGUGAUAUGCCUCAAACACCACGCGCUGUUAAAAAUCACAUGCAAUCGAAUAUAUUUUCGACAGAAAAGGAUCAUGUUAAAAAUAGCGUACGACAAGGAGCUCACAGAUUCUAUUUUAUUGGUGAUCAACCACGCCGUGGUCAAAAGAAUUUGGAUUCGUAUCAACGUUUAUUUGGCGAACCCGAACGUCCAGUAACUCCUGCCAAAAAUCACAUGAAGAGUAACAUUCCAUUUGGUUCUAGCACUGAAGCAGCUCAAACUUUGAUCACCAAUGGAAACGGUCACUACAAUGGUAAAUGCGGUUCGGUAUCGUCGGCAUCCUCAUCGGUUUCUUCGUCCACUGAAAAUCUUAAAAUGAAUGGCCACUCGAAAACAGAUGGAAACCCUGUUACUGGCGAGGGCUACAAACCGAAUGAUUUUAAUAAUCAUACACCCAGCAUGAAUGGUGCCAAUCAGAUCAUUAACAAGAAUCGCAUACCGCCCGGCGGUUAUUCUUCGGGUCUGUGGUAAACAAUCAAUCCAUUCUCUCUGUUAGCGAAGAAUUAUCAUCCAUCAUCAAAUAAAAACGACGCAAAGACAUACGAAAACAACAAGAAAUACUGAUAUCGAAGCAGAGAAAGAUUGUAAAAGAAGAAGCAAUAAGUACAGAACUACGGAAAUAGUGUGAAAAACACUGAGAAACUAAAUAUUAACAUAAAAAAGGAAAUUCAUGAAACGUUGAUAACACUAAAACAAAAAUAUUAACCUCUAAGCUAAGACACAAACCGUCACAAACCAUAAAUAAACGAAAAUUAUAAUCUAACCUUAUAUUUGAAAUUAUAACAUAACCAUUGGAAAUACAUUUACCUCCCUUUUAACCACAUUCUUUCGCUCAUCUUUAAAAUAAAAAAAAAAAAACAUGAAAAAAGAAAACUUGAUAAAAUAUAUAGAAAAGGCACCAUACUAUUAACAUUGAAUUGUUUUUAACUCUCAAAUUGUACGGCUAUUGGAAAAAUUAAUAACUCUUGCUGCUUAUGUUUAAAAAUGGACUAAACCAAAUUUUAUCAGUAAAGAACGAGAUUAGCAAACCACGUUAAUAUAAUUAAUUAGCAGUUGCCUAAAAAAUUUUAAAGAAAACAGUCUUGACUUUUUUCUAUAUAUUUUAAUAAUUGAUGAAGUGUUCAUCUGUUUGUUUUCUCUCUUGUAAGCGACUGAACUGAAGAAUCUGGAAUUGUUUGUACGAUUUGCUCAAUAUAAAUGCAGACCAAACUACGUGAUUCCUUUCGAAUUAAUAUUGAUAAAAGCUUUGUACCAAAACUAAUUACAAUUUCUCACCAGAAUCAGCAUAUAUUACUAUAACAAGCGUUCAUUCACAUAAGUACACUAUAUA
Molecule: messenger RNA, 1825 nt
Organism: Glossina fuscipes
Lineage: Eukaryota; Metazoa; Arthropoda; Insecta; Diptera; Glossinidae
Product: microtubule-associated protein Jupiter-like
Exons: 5
Coding region: 370-966 (198 amino acids)
Cellular component (GO): nucleus
Source: RefSeq, a predicted model, not a curated record